AUGGCGCCACCUCCAGAAGACCGGCAAACAUCCUCCUCCUCGAGCGACGUCGAUAUUCCCUACGAGGGACAGUACUCCGACGACACUUCUCCGCCGGAAACCUCGGAUCUCUCAAACCUCACGCGGUCAGUGAGAGCUCGCAAAGCUGAGUAUAUCCGACAGCGCUCGAUCCGCAUCAAGGUGGGAACGUGGAAUGUCGCCGCCAUUGCUGGCACAGAGAAAGAGAUUGGAAAUUGGUUCGUCGAAGGAAAGGAUUUAAUCCACCAUUUCGCUGGCCCAGGCCAAGAACAUGACCAUUCGAGACACAAAAUAUCAUCCGAGACGCACAAUCUCGGCCCCUCGCGGGAGAAGUCCGAAGAGCAUUCGACCUCUGAGUACGGCCUAUAUGUGCUAGGGCUGCAAGAGAUAGUCGACCUGUCGUCGCCGUCCGUAACGCUGAGUCCCUUCAAUGACCCGGCUCCGUCGAAUCGCUGGAAAGAGUUUGUUCGGGAGGCGCUUCCUGCUGGUUAUCAACUGGUCGCCGAGUCUCAAUUAGUAGGGCUAUUGCUCUUGGUGUACGCCGCUCCCAAUGUUGCGCCAACAAUUUCAUCGGUGAGCUCAACCACUGUUGGCACAGGUUUGAUGGGGAUGGGAAAUAAGGGAGCUACAAUCACUCGUCUCGUACUGGGAGAAACUACACGGCUUGUCUUUGUCAAUUGCCAUCUCGCAGCAGGCUCCGAUAAGGGCAGCCUUGAACGACGGAAUUGGGAUGCUUCUCAAAUUGUCGGGCGCACACGGUUCCAUCCUAUCGGGCCAGACCACGAGCUCUAUGGCGAGCUGAACGAAACCAUUGCCAGUGCAGAUUUUGCAUUUUGGUUCGGCGAUCUCAACUACCGCCUUGAUGAUAUCCCGGGCGAUGAUGUUCGCCGUUUGCUCAUAUUGCACACUCAAAAUGAGUAUGAUGCAAAACACAGGAACAGAAAGAAGCCCGAUAUCGAGCUUCCAUCCCCUAUCCUAGUUGUAGAUGCUGAAUCUGAAACCUCUCCUUCAGCAUCCGACGAUGGGGACGACGCCAGGAAGAAAACUUCUGAUCAAAUUACAGAAAAUUUGAACAAGUCUGCAAAUAUACUAGAGGCCCAAAGCCAGCAGCAGCAGUCAUAUGUCUCUACGGCGAUAGUAGAGGCCAUAGAUCCGAGCCAUGAUCCAUCGUCUCUCCUGACGACGCUAAAUUCUCUAUUAAGUCACGAUCAGCUCCGGAUCCAGCAACUGAAGAAGAAAGCAUUUCAUGAGGGAUGGAGAGAAGGCGAAAUUCAUUUUUUGCCCACCUAUAAAUAUGAUGUGGGAAGUGUUGCUAUUUUUGAUACAAGUGAAAAGCAAAGAGGGCCGAGCUGGUGUGACCGUAUACUAUAUAGAUCGAAGCAGGACCGUCUAAAUUACGAAAAGGGAGUUCAGGAAACUGAGCAGUCGCGCAGAAGAGACGAAGAGAUGCAGGCUCGGGGCAUAGACAAGGCUGCCGAGGAUGAAAAUGUUCUGUUUGAUUAUAAUCCUGAAACAGAUGGCGCAAAUGAGGACGAAUAUAGAGAAGACCAGGACCAUACUUCUCAGUAUUCGUCUGACCCCGAGGCGAAGGCCGUUGACGUCGAGGAUACGAUCAAGUUAAUGCAUUAUACGUCUCACCAGGGGAUACUCUCCUCGGAUCACAAGCCGCUGGACGCCGUUUUUGUGAUAACCUAUGAUGCCGUCAUUCCAGAUCUGAGGCGGACGGUCUACCAAGAUGUCGCGAAAGAACUGGACAAGGCUGAAAACGAAGCCCGACCCGAGGUGACUGUAGUGGUCGAUCAUCACGUCGAAAACGCAGAGGAAACAGUUCGCGACGUAGCAUAUGAUCAGAACGCGAUCUACUUUGGCGGGGUGCCCUACGGUGUUCCGGUCAGUAGAUCUGUGACCAUUGCCAAUACCGGAAGUGUGCCUGCCACCUUCUGUUUCGCGUCAAGAGUUUUGGUUGGAGACACCGUCACAGAGUCGAAAAGUGAUCAAGUGCCAUGGAUGGAAAUCCGAGUGGAUUGGCCUCCGAAUGAGAAGAAGAAGGACGAGAAGAAGGAGCGCUCACAGCCAAAGACGUACACUUUUGCACCGGGCGAUUCAGCGAAUGCGGAAGUGAUUGCAUGUGUGAAAGACCUAGAUUAUGUGCGAGCCCUAAACGCCGGCAAAGCCAAGGUUGAGGACAUUUUAAUACUACGAAUAACCGGAGGCAGAGAUCACUUCAUCCCGGCUUAUGGAAGAUGGCUACCAACUUGCUUUGGCCGAUCACUGGAUGAGCUCACGCAUAUCCCGGAGGCUGGGGUGCGUAGUUUAGGUACCACCAUCUCUACAGACACCAAAAUGGCUGAAGGGGGCAUUAGAUUAUCGGCGCCCCGGGAAUUAUUCCGCCUGACAGAAGCAAUCUCGCGUCUUACGGAACAAGCUGUUGCUGAGUGGAGCAUGAUGAAGGGAGAGUCCAGUGAUGAAACACCCCCUUGGCUCUCUCCAGAUGGCGGGCUUGGGUGGCCGUUCAGUCACGAAUCCUGGACGCUUCGCGGCGCUGAGGAACGAGCACCUUUAUUGUUUAACGUCCGUGAGGCCCUAGAUAUCGGAAGUUCCUUGAGCUCAAUCUUUCCACCCGAAGUAUCAUCACUGCCUCGGUUAGAAAUUCUCGCCGAAACCCUCAUCUCCUUCUUACAAUCUCUCAAGGACGGAAUCAUCAAACCUGAGAUGUGGAAAAGCAUGGAGCAGCAAUUGAUAGCGCGAGAGAAAUCCAAGGAGCACUGGCGUUCCCCAGAAGAAAUCCAGGCCUGGGUGCUGGACAGUCUUGCGCCAUCCCCAGUGCAUAGUGUAUCAUUUACAUUCUUGACCUUCAUGCUGAAUCAAAUCAUCAACGAAGUUGCCCCGGCCUCGAACCAGACAGCUCUACCGCCGAUGCUUCAGCCUCCAUCAUCCCCAUCGCAAACCGACCCGAACAUCCCGCCCGAAAAAGCCGCCCCCAGCAUCUCAUCACCGACUCGUCGAGCACGCACUCUAACCCUUAGCUCUUCCUGGUCGUCUUCCACCAUCACCAAAGACCCCAACAACAAUAACGGCAGUAGCAGUAAUAGCAGCAGCAGCAGCAAUAAUAAACCCAAAGAGAACCCGAUAGAACUCGAUAAACCGGCAGAUAGAAGACGACAUGACGUGGAAACGAAACUAUCAAGCAUUUUUUCCAGUGUAAUGAUAUCGCCCUCUGCGUCGCCGCCUACAAAGGAGAAGGAGCGGCGACUGUGGGAUGAACGGAAAAGACUCGUUGUGGAGGCCUUUAUACAACCAGUUAGGACGCCUAAUUUGGAUCAAAUGGCUGCAACGGGUUAA
Molecule: messenger RNA, 3360 nt
Organism: Talaromyces atroroseus
Lineage: Eukaryota; Fungi; Ascomycota; Eurotiomycetes; Eurotiales; Trichocomaceae
Exons: 1
Coding region: 1-3360 (1119 amino acids)
Biological process (GO): phosphatidylinositol dephosphorylation
Molecular function (GO): phosphatidylinositol-4,5-bisphosphate 5-phosphatase activity
Source: RefSeq, a predicted model, not a curated record